Messenger RNA from Anguilla rostrata (American eel), 5118 nucleotides. RefSeq names its product arginyl aminopeptidase like 1 (gene rnpepl1). The record is from RefSeq and is a predicted model, not a curated record. Gene Ontology annotation, molecular function: zinc ion binding; metalloaminopeptidase activity. The transcript has 11 exons. Gene Ontology annotation, biological process: proteolysis. Lineage: Eukaryota; Metazoa; Chordata; Actinopteri; Anguilliformes; Anguillidae. The coding region runs from base 1402 to 3477 and encodes 691 amino acids.
CGGCUCCAUUUUAAAACUUGUCUGUAGAGCUUUUCAGUACAGUUUAAACAAUGACUCAAAGCACAUCCGAGAAAACAGUUUUUUGUCUGUCCACAAACAUCCAAAGCAUUGGACUUCAUUUCUACAGAACCUGUUACACGUGAUCCAGCUAAAAGUGGAAUGCAUACAUCUAAAAUAGAAAAUGAUCGACUGUGAUUGCGACAUGUGGGGGAAUCGGACCAGCACCACGUCCCAAGUUGGCUGUCUUGUGAUAGAUGAUUUGUCACCCACUGACCUGAACAUAAACAAGUUUCGUUCGGUGCACUGCAGUUUACAUAUUCUCGUGGAUAAACAGAGACAUCUAGUGGUGAAAAAGUACAUGUGACAGCCAGCUUGGUAACAGCCUCGGCUCUGCACCGUACCCACAGAUCCCCGGUUCGCGGAGUAGGUUACGCUCCGCCCCCUCCGCAAGCGCCCCGCAUACUCUGCCAAAGCAAGGACACCAAUAUCUCCUGGGCGACGAGGAAACAACCGUGAAUAAAGGUCAUAUAUUGUGUAACACUCUCUGGGGACUGCGCUUACCGGCACACGAAAGGAUACUCGUCAAUAUAGAAAGUAUCACAUUCACACAUUGGGAUAGCCUACUUUUCUCCUUCCUCUCCAUUCCAAGUGUCAAACUACGUGGUAGGCUACAACAAAUUUGAAAUGUAACGCUAUACAUGCCUGCCGGGAUACAUGAGUUACAGUCAGCUGGAUGCAGCUUUCACUCCGAAACAAUGGGCAGAUGUUGAUUUGGUUUUGGGCACCACUGUCCAUCGCUAAAUUUAAUUGUUGAUGGACAAUAAAUUUAACAGCUGCGGGACAGAGAUCAACCUCCCCUGGGUCGCCUCUGUAGCGCCCCCCUACAGCCCGAAAACUUUCCUCUCUCGAAGUGAUUUCCUCCCCUGUUUUUACUUCCUGUUUUCAACGGGAGUCACUUAGCUCAGCUCCUUUCAUUUCAACUUUUGCUCCUCUUUACCGUACUCUGCUUUUUCUUAUAUUAAUCCUUAUCUGCUGUCGCUUCUUUUCGACAAAGUUGCUCGAACUAAAUCUCUUCGUCUCUUCUCUCGAUUUUUUUACGGACAGAAGAAAAUGUUGGACUCGAUUUUAACUUCGGCCCAGAUGGAUUUUACGUAGAUCUUGUUUUUAUUUUAAAAUAUGGGCCGUACUUUACAUCUUGUGACACUUUCUAAAAAAGAUUCGUUUUCUUCUCUGCUAGGCUUGUCCACCUUCGAUCAUUCACUAGCAACAUAGAAACCUAGCAAGCUCGAUAGCUACCUCUCCUUUGCCGACUUACAGUUUGCACCAUAUUCUAUUUGUAAUACGUUUUGAUACCGUUGUUAGCUUUUUACUUUUUUAAUUUAUUUCUUUUCGAAAGUUAUUAUGGCUGACUUCCAGCGUCCAACGUUGUGCUGUUGCCGGAAGGUGCUGACGGUGCCCAGCAAGUCGUGUGAGGGUGGCCGGGGGAUGGGACACUGUCACCGGGUCGACAUUGCUUCGGCGUCCAACUUCCAUAGCUUUAAGCUCCGUCAUUUCCACCUCGACCUCCGCCUCAAUUUUGCAAUAAAGGAAAUGACGGGUUGGCAGGUUCUAGAACUGGUACCAGUCCAGCCCGGGGUGCAAACUCUGGUUCUGGACACACACCCGUCCCUGCUCAUCCAUUCCAUAGACUGCAAGGUGCCCGGAACUGCCGGCGCCCCGGACACCUCUCUUUCACUUACCUACCGGGUGGACCCUUUCACCGAUUACGGUUCUUCACUCAACAUCAGCCUCCCGGCCGCUGUGAUCCGACCACACCGGGCGUUCCAGAUCACCAUCCGCUACACUACGACAGACGGCCCUGCGAUAUGGUGGCUGGAUGCGGAACUGACCUGUGGACAGACUCGGCCCCUGGUCUUCACUCAGGGACACUCUGUGUGCAACCGCUCCUUUUUCCCAUGUUUCGACACACCGGCUGUCAAAAGCACCUACUCCGCCACUGUCCGAGUGCCAGAGGGGGUAACGGUGCUCAUGAGUGCUUCGCACAGUGCAUACUCCAAAAGGGACAGGGUCUUCCAGUUCUCCAUGGAGUUCCCCGUUCCGGCGUAUCUGGUGGCGCUUGUAGCAGGAGACCUGCAGCCUGCCGAUAUUGGCCCCAGGAGUCGGGUAUGGGCGGAGCCCUGUGUGCUGACUUGUGCUGUCAGUAAGCUAGGUGGCAGUGUGGAGCGCUGGCUGGGUGUUGCAGAGGGGCUGUUCGGACCAUACGUUUGGGGCAGGUAUGACAUCGUGUUCUUACCACCCUCGUUCCCCAUUGUUGCCAUGGAGAACCCCUGCCUGACGUUCAUCAUCUCUUCCAUACUGGAGAGUCAUGAGUUUCUGCUGAUCGAUGUCAUCCACGAGAUCGCCCACGGCUGGUUCGGGAACGCUGUCACCAACGCCACCUGGGAGGAGAUGUGGCUGAGUGAGGGACUGGCCACCUACGCACAGAGACGCAUCACUACAGAGGCCUAUGGUGAGGCCUUCACCUGCCUGGAGACGGUGUUCCGCCUGGACGCUCUGCACAGACAGAUGCGGCUGCUGGGGGACAACAACCCCGUCAGCAAGUUGCAGGUCAAGUUUGAGCCAGGUGUGAACCCCAGUAGUCUGAUGAACUUGUUCACUUAUGAGAAGGGCUUCUGCUUUGUGUCCUACCUGUCCCAGCUGAGUGGAGACAUAAAGCGCUUUGACAGCUUCCUAAGGGCCUAUAUCGAGCAGUUUAAGUUCAGCAGUGUUGUGGCCCAGGACCUGCUGGAGUUCUUCCUGGGCUUCUUCCCUGAGCUGAAGGAGGGCUGUGUGUCCCAGAGAGAGGGACUUGAGUUUGAGCGCUGGCUGAACGGGUGUGGCCCUCCCCUGUGUGAGCCGGACCUCUCUGCCGGGGGGGUGCUGACUGGCCCGGUCCAGCAGCUCUGUGAGCUGUGGGGGUCUGACCCCCCCGAUUCCCAGGCCAUUGCGACCUUCGACCUCACCUCCUGGAGCACCUUCCAGACAGUACUGUUUCUGGACCGACUGCUGGACCGAUCUCCCCUCUCCCACGAGGUGAUGACCCGCCUGUCAUGCUGCUACUCUACACUAUUGGAUGGCAUGAACGCGGAGGUGCAGAUUCGCUGGCUGCAGAUCGUGGUUCGGAACAGCUUCUAUCCCGACCUGCCCCGAGUCCGCAGCUUCCUGCACAAACAUACAUCUCGCAUGUACACGGUGCCUCUCUAUGAGGACCUGUGCUCAGGGGUGAUGAAGUAUUUUGCGGUGGAGGUGUUCUACCAGACCCAGGCCCGUUUACACCCCAACCUGCGCCGGACCCUCCAGCAGAUCCUGUACCAGACCAGCGCUGUCCCCACCGGGGCCACCCCACCGCUGCUGCCCCCGCCCGCCACGGCCCCCGCCUCCGCCGACCCCCCCGCUGCCGGAACCAUCGCCCUGAGAGACGUCAACGUGUCUGCCUGAGAGAGCCGCAGACGGACAGACAGACACGCGUAGGCUGGAAGAGACAUGGUGAUGCUGACUGGUCCUGGAGUAGGAGCAGAAUAGGACUGAACCUGGCCGAAGUAUUAAGUCUGGUCUGAAGGAGACUGGACCGGGGGGGGGGAGGAAAGAGACCACUGCGCACACUCAAGGAGGCGCACACGCAUACGCAAGCAGUGGUUUAUUUAAUGUUGUUUUGGCAUGUCCGAAUUAUGUAAGCUAACUGUUGAAGCUGCUCUGGGGCAAGCAGCAGACAGAUGAUCUGCCUUUCUGUCUGUCUGUUUGUCCAUCUUUCUGUUUAGCAGUUUGUCCGUGCCUGUCUUUGUAUAUAUGUAUGCAUGUCUCAAAAGUGCCCAGGCAAAGCCCUUGAGCUGGAUUGUGUGUGUGCGUGUGUGCCUGUGUGUACGUGUGUGUGUGUGUGUGUGUUCGUGUGCUUGUAUGAGAAACCCUGGAACAGUUCAUACCCAUCAACAGUAGCUGGACCCAACUGGGUUAGAUUGUCUGUUGACUGCUUGACUUGAUACUAGUGAAUUGUUGGUCAAUGGACUGGACCAUGUUUAGACUCAUGCAUUGCUUUAACUUGACUGGACCAGGUUCAGAACCAACUUCCAGUCUCUCAGUUAAAGUGACAGUGUGAGUCAGUGACUUGAGGUACUUCUGCUCAGAGCAUAUUUUGAGAGAAGCGUUAUGUAUGAAUAUGUCCCUUCCUAGGGCAGAUUCGAUAAAGAAAUCAGUGACACAAUUUACUCAUAACACUACACUUUUAUGCCAUUAUCAAUGAUCGAGUGGAAUCCACUUGGAGAUUCACUACAGAUUCACUUGGCGUUCAGAGCAGAAACACAUUUAGGAACGAAGCUGGAAAAACCCAGCUCUGCCUUCCUUUUCCUCAGCCAGCCUCCCUAACCCUCCCUAUAACUCCCUCAUAUGUACCUGGUGCUAACUCCUCCCACCUUGCAAUCUCAGGUAUGUCUUUCAAGAGGGAGGGGGAGGAGCCACAUAUGUGCCUUUUAAAAUCUAGAACUUCAUUAUGCAGGUCAUGUUUGUUUUUUGCGGCUGAUCCUAGUACAGGACCUAAUUCUACACUAAUUGGUUGGGUAUUAGUGAAGGGGAUGGAUCAUCUGACCUUAGUUCAGUUGCCAAUGGCAGAAAAGAGCACCCAGUGCAAACUGUAGAUCAGAUUAUUGCUCUCCCCGCCAUAUUAGGCCCCGGCAACUACUUGGCGCGCACACGUAGAACCGUGUGCUGCUCGUCUCUUCCUGUGCAUCACAGGCUCUUUUGUGAAAGACUGGCAAAUUUUUUCAAGGAGAGAUGGAUCAAUGGGGUAACAAUUUUGAGAACAAUUAUGUAAUUAUGUUCAUUAAAUAUGUUUUUCCUUCAGUAUUUUAAUUUCCCUGCUGUUAACGGACCAUAUACCCCAGAAUUAUGAUUGAAAGGUCAGUGACUGUUCUGAUAGUUUAAUUAGGGUAGUACAGGGUGGGGCUGGACGGGUGGGGGGUGUGGGGAGGGGGGCAGCGCAAAAUACACCCUUUUCAGGAGCCUUAUUGAUUUGCACAAAUUGAGAGAUCGCUGUAUUUCAUUGUUUUAUGUGUAAUAAAGACAUGACGUUUCCUGUUUUUCAAAGUG